AUGGAGAAGGCCGAAAUUGGACCAGUCCUGAUUUCUCACGUAGGAAGUCCAGAUGUGGAACGGAAGAUCGCCUGCCUUCUGAGCCAAACGGGCAGCCGGGAUUGGGAAUUUGCUCAUCCUUCUUCACUAGAAGAGCCAGCCCGACCUACCGUAGAAUCCCGGGAAGGCGAGAGUCGGACCGAAACAAUGCGAUCCUUACCCAACUCGCUCCGAAAACAACGCCCCCUGCUGGAGGUUCUUAAGGAGUGGGGAGACGUGGAACUGAACGUUUAUUUUAGAAACAUGGCCCGGGCGGCCAAGGGUCAGUGGGGCAACCAAAUGGCAAUGUCUCGUAGGCAGGAUGAAACCGCAGAGAAGGAGCGAUAUCGGCGCUGGAGAAUUGAUUUUAGCUUUCAGAAACAGGGUGCCGAUUCUAAAGUUGCAGUAGAUGUCAGCAGGAAUAUAGCUUUUUUCUUUGCUUUUAACCAGAAGGUGUUGUCAUUUUUAAAAAGGAAGCAUCACUUCAUGAGCACAGCCUCAUUAAUCAUCACAGCAUUCCUUACAGAUAAGCAGGUAGCCGCCGAGAAAUCGAACAUCUUAAAAAUCCGCCAACACAAUUACUGUGCUGCAUUGCAAAAGCGAUACGGAGAGGCAUGUAAACAGAAAGGGUUGAGGUGGGGCGAAUAUCAAACGUCCAAAGGUCACAGAUCCACAUGCAUGGACGACGCGGGAGGGAAAACGAGCCAGGGGAAAGACGGCUUAAUCGGGGAGGCCUCUUGGAGGAGAUACCCAGCCGAAAGAUGUGACAGCAUCACCAGGCUGAGCAUAUACAGUGCCUUCGUUGGCACGGGCCUAAAAGUGAAACAACUGCUCUACACGAGGCAAAACCCAGACUGCGCGGAAAUGCUCGACUCCAAGGCGUCCCGCUAUCUGAACGUAACCCGGAAAACCACCUUCAUCAUCCACGGCUACAGGCCCACGGGUUCCCCGCCGGUCUGGUUAACGGAACUGGUGCGGCUGCUGCUGGCUGCGGAGGACAUGAACAUCGUCGUCGUCGACUGGAAUCGCGGGGCCACGACGUUCCUGUAUCACCUGGCCUUUGGGAAGACCAAAAAAGUGGCGGAAAUCUUGAAGGAACGAAUUGACCGGAUGUUGGAGGAUGGAGCGUCUCUUGAUUCCAUUUAUCUGAUUGGAGUAAGUCUUGGUGCCCACAUAUCUGGAUUUGUUGGACAAAUGUAUAACGGUACACUAGGGAGAAUUACAGGUCUUGAUCCCGCGGGCCCCUUGUUUAAUGGGAAACCUCCAGAGGACAGAUUAGAUCCCACGGAUGCGCAGUUUGUUGACGUCAUACAUUCCGAUACUGAUGCAUUAGGUUUUAGAGAAACAUUGGGAAAUAUAGAUUUCUAUCCAAAUGGAGGAUUGGAUCAACCUGGAUGUCCAAAAACAAUAUUUUCUGGAUUACAGUAUUUUAAGUGCGACCAUCAGAGGUCUGUGUACCUGUACCUGUCUUCCUUGAAAAAGCACUGUAACAUCACUGCCUACCCCUGUGGUUCCUACAAAGAUUAUAGGAAUGGCAAGUGCUUUAGCUGUGGAGAGGGAGCGAAUCAGACAUCGUCAUGUCCCUUGCUGGGUUACCAUGCAGAUAAAUGGAAAAACUACCUGACACAAAAGAAUCCUCCAGAAGCAAAAGCUUUUUUUGAUACAUCUGAUAAAGAGCCAUUUUGCAUGCAUCACUACUUCGUCGACAUCAUCGCCUGGAACAAAAAUAUCAAGAAGGGCUCCAUUACAGUUAAGUUGAUAGACAAAGCUGGAAAUUCCACAGAAUCCAGAAUCGACCAUGAGCCUACAAAAUUUCAGAAGUAUCAUCAAGUCAGUCUCCUUGCCAGAUUCGAUCAAGAGCUCGAAGAAGUGGCCAAGAUUUCCUUAGAAUUCUCAACCGGAGCAUUAAUAGGCUCCAGCUGCAAACUCAAGAUCCUCCGAAUGAGGUUAAGAUCAAUUGCCCAACCAGAAAAGCCACACCUUUGCAGAUAUGAUCUCGUAUUGACGGAAAACACGGAAAGCCAUUUCCAACCUAUUCUGUGCCACCACUUGGAAAUGUAACAGCGGGAAGGCUCUAGUCCAUCCGCUGUCCUAAGGAGAAACUCCACUGCCCUCAUUCAGGACAAAUAACGAAGACCGGCCUCAUUUAUUAUAUCUUCCACUACCCUCAUUCAGGACAUCAUCAUCAUCAUCAUC
Molecule: messenger RNA, 2214 nt
Organism: Tachyglossus aculeatus (Australian echidna)
Lineage: Eukaryota; Metazoa; Chordata; Mammalia; Monotremata; Tachyglossidae
Gene: LIPH
Product: lipase H
Exons: 17
Coding region: 1-2079 (692 amino acids)
Biological process (GO): lipid metabolic process
Molecular function (GO): lipase activity
Source: RefSeq, a predicted model, not a curated record